AGAGAAAGUAGGCAGCCGAAACAUAAACAAUAAAAAACAUGAACAAAAAGAAUUGCAAUAAGCAGUUUGUGGUGGUUGGGAAUCCUGAUAAGGAAGAUACCAGACCUUUUGUUUGGAGAUGUUUAGAUGAAAUAGGUAAUAGAGUCGAAAAACUUCGAGAAGAUGCUGCAAAAUUGGAAACAGAAAGAGAAGUUUUACUGUCAAUGUUACAAGGAAUUCAGGACAAAACUAGUCAUAAUAUGCCGGAGGUAGAAGUAGAAAAAGAAGAUAUUGAAGCCAUGGCUGAGAGACUUGUUUGCCGAUGUCUUACUGUGGAAAUAGGUGUAAUAACCCCAAGAACUGAAGAACAAGAGGCAGCAUUAAACAAAGUGAACAAACUAAUGCAUGAUAUUGAACAUCAAUUUACUGUUGACAUUGAAAAGUCACUCCCUAGAGCUAUUUCUUACUUAAAUGCUUGUCUCACAGAACCUAUGGAGGGCCACAUAGAUCACAGGUUUCAAGGAAUGGUUAUUGAGUGUACUAUAGAUGAUCAGAAAAAAAUCAAGAGGAGACUUCAAAGUCUAGUUGAGAUGUAUAACAAUUCAGAGGAAUUGAAUAAAUGAUAACUCGGGGCUUAUUGUAUAUUGUUUAAACUUGUACUUCCUGCUGUUCUGAAAUUAGCUCAAUAGGUUACAUGAUAAAAAGUAGUAACUGUAUUUUCUUACUUUAGUUUUCUUAAAGAUUAAAAAGUAUUAUCUGUAUAACUACUGUAUAUUCUUCCUUAGUUUGUUUACAUAUAUCAUGAAUGCUGGUUUCUGUACAUGUUAGUAGAUUGAUGUGGUAAAGCAGCUGUCUGGAGCUUCGUGUACUUUAUAAUAGAGAAUUACAUAACAUUACUUUUAAAGUAUUGUUAUUACAGUUGUUCCCCUUUAAUUGUAGACUCGUUGAACAAUGCUUCAUCAUGUAAUGUUACAGAUUAAUUUUUUUUAUUGUUAAUAAUGCUUGAGUGCUUUUUAUUCAAGUGUAAAUUCCACAUAUUAUACAGUUUGGUUUAUGGUUGUUACACUUGUGUCCAUUUUGAGCACAUGUAGUAAAUGAUCUCCACAACACAGAGAUAGGAUACAGGAUAAUUUCAUAUGAAAUUGUUUGUUUGGUUUUUUUUUUAAAUCAUCUUAAAUAUUCUUCAUACUUAUCAUCUGUAUAUAUUUACCUCAUAUUUCACCUUAUUUGUUUGCUUAAUUGCUAGUCCAUGAAAUUGUAACCAAUGAUUUUAUUAUACCUUGUACAUGUAAUAAUUUGGGAAAUAAAACUAACUCAUGACAAAAUCUUUAAACAAUCUGAUGUGUAGUAAUUGCACUCUGGGUAAUUUAGUAUCAUAUGUAUAAAUUUUAUGAAGAUGUAUUACAUUGUUAU
This is a messenger RNA of Saccostrea echinata, 1392 nucleotides long. Its product is annotated as BAG family molecular chaperone regulator 2-like. Gene Ontology annotation, molecular function: adenyl-nucleotide exchange factor activity; protein-folding chaperone binding. The transcript has 2 exons. Lineage: Eukaryota; Metazoa; Mollusca; Bivalvia; Ostreida; Ostreidae. Gene Ontology annotation, biological process: protein stabilization. Bases 39 to 602 code for a protein of 187 amino acids. The record is from RefSeq and is a predicted model, not a curated record.